AUGUUCAGGAUUCUUCAAUGCCCAUCUAAAACCGAACGUCCUUUAUCAAUGAUUCUAUACGAAAAAAACGAUUUACGCAAUGCAUUAAAAAAUUUUGAAAAAACUGAACAAUUAAUUAAAUCAUAUUACACAAAUAAGAAGAAAUAUUUAUUUACAACAUCAACAAAUAAACAAAUAGUAAAUGAAAAUUUUGAAGAAACAAUAAACGAAGUUUGUUUAAAAAUUUUAACUAUGAAUAAUAAUUGUCUAUCUCGUACGAAAAUUUUGCAUAAUGUUGGAUGUCGGUAUCAAAAACGUGGAAAUUUAAAUUUAGUAUUACAAAGUUAUAAUUGA
Didymodactylos carnosus is the source of this 333-nucleotide messenger RNA. The record is from the annotation of a GenBank genome assembly. Lineage: Eukaryota; Metazoa; Rotifera; Eurotatoria; Philodinida; Philodinidae.